This is a messenger RNA of Lycium ferocissimum, 4656 nucleotides long. RefSeq lists its product as uncharacterized. Bases 1 to 4656 code for a protein of 1551 amino acids. The transcript has 4 exons. The record is from RefSeq and is a predicted model, not a curated record. Lineage: Eukaryota; Viridiplantae; Streptophyta; Magnoliopsida; Solanales; Solanaceae. Gene Ontology annotation, molecular function: nucleic acid binding; RNA-DNA hybrid ribonuclease activity.
AUGGAGCCUUUUCAGCAGUCAUACAAGCUGGAAAGUUACAGGAGGAGAUUAGGAAUUCAGAAUGCUUUUUGUAACAUCUCUGGGAAGAUAUGGGCCUUUGUCAAUGAAGAUUAUCAGGUCACAGUGCUGAUAGAUAGUGUGCAACAGCUUACUUUAAGCCUGCACAAUGUAAAUUCUGAAGAGGAGUUUAUUGUUACACUUGUAUAUGCAAAAUGUGAUAGAAUGGAAAGAAUAGAACUGUGGGAUUCACUUUAUUAUUUGGCAUCUGAUAUGACAUUGCCUUGGCUUGUGGGUGGAGAUUUUAAUGUCAUAUGUGAUGCAGAGGAGAAGUAUGGUGGCCUCCCAGUUUCUUUGCAUGAAGUGGAGGACUUUAGGCACUGCAUAAACACAUGUAACCUCUCAGAUUUGGGCUACAAGGGCAGUGUUUUCACUUGGUGGAAUGGGAGAGGUGCUGAGGAAUGUGUGUUCAAAAGGCUGGACAGGUGCUUGGGCAAUUAUGAGUUUCAGCAGCUUUUCCCAGGUCUGCAGAUAACUCAUUUGAUCAAACAAGGAUCAGAUCACUCCCCUCUAUUCAUAGAAUGCUUGGUUCAGGCUCCAACUGUGACAAAAUCAUUCAAAUUUCUCAAUUUCUGGGUUAAACAUGAAUCAUUCAUACAUACAGUCAAAGCAAACUGGAAAACUGAGGUGCAAGGUAAUGCUUUCAUGAAAUUCAAUUCCAAGCUGAAAAAUAUGAAGAAGGUACUGUCACAAUGGAGUAGAGCAACAUUUGGAGAUUUCUUUCAGACAAUUUCCAAUCUUGAGGAAGUGAUCAAAGUGCAUGAAAGAAUCUUUGAAGAGCAUCCAACUGUACAAAAUAGAGAAAAAUUGAAACAGGUGGAGGCUGAGUUGACUAGAGUAUAUGCCAUAGAGGAGGAAUAUUGGAAACAGAAGGCAGGUAUGGAGUGGUUUCAAGAUGGUGAUAAGAAUUCUAAAUUCUUUCACAACUAUGUCAAUGGUAGGAGGAAAAUGCUUCAGUUGAAGAGGAUUCAAAAUAAUCAAGGGCAGUGGCUAGAGGAUGACAAUGAGAUUGCAGAAGAAGCUUUAAGAUUUUUCCAGGAUCAAUUCCAUCAGCAGCCUGAGAAUAGAGAAUCUUCAAGAUUUGACAUUUUGCAACAUGUUCCUUCUAUGAUCACAUCAGUACAGAAUGAGAAACUAGUUGCAUCUCCUACAAAAGAGGAAGUGAAGUUGGCAGUUUUUGGGCUGAGUAGUACCAGUGCAGGAGGACCUGAUGGCUUCACAGGUUUGUUCUUUCAAACUUGCUGGAAUAUUGUUGGGGAUGACUUAUUCAAUAUGGUAUGGGAUUUUCUAAGAGGUGUUGAUUUGCCAAGAUAUAUCACUCACACAAACCUUGUUCUUCUUCCCAAAAAGAAAGAUGUUCAGACUUUUGGUGACAUGAGACCAAUAAGCCUGAGUAAUUUUGUGAACAAGGUCAUCUCUAGAGUUGUCCAUGAAAGAAUGGUGCAUCUAUUACCAGACCUGAUUUCUCAAAAUCAGGCAGGUUUUGUGAGGGGAAGAAGUAUAGUAGAAAACAUUCUCUUAACUCAAGAAGUAAUAACUGAUAUAAGGCUGAGAACUAACAAAGGCAAAAAGAAUGGAAAUAUUGUGGUGCCUAAUGUUGUCAUGAAACUAGACAUGACAAAGGCCUAUGAUAGGCUGUCAUGGCUGUUUCUCACUAAAGUGUUGAGGAAAAUGGGUUUUUGUGAAAGAUUCAUUGGCCUAAUCCAUGAAUUGAUAGGUAACAAUUGGUACUCAGUCCUUAUAAAUGGCCAGCAACAUGGCUUUUUUCAUUCCACCAGAGGUGUCAAGCAGGGUGAUCCUUUAUCACCAACCUUAUUUAUCUUGGCUGCUGAAGUUCUGUCAAGAGGUUUGAAUGCAGUGUAUGAUAAUUUAUGGUAUACUGGUUUUGGUUUGCCUAAAUGGAGUCCAAAAAUAAACCAUCUGGCAUAUGCAGAUGAUACCAUCAUUUUCACAUCCUCUUGUGAAAUCUCUUUGAAACUGAUAAUGGAUACCUUAACUCAAUAUGAGUUUGCAUCAGGCCAGCUGAUCAACAGGGCAAAAAGUUCAGUUUAUAUGCAUGAUAAAGUGGAUGAGGCAACUUUUCUGAAGGUUGAAAGAGUCACUGGUAUUAAUAGACAUGCCUUCCCUUUAAUAUACUUAGGAUGUCCUAUAUACUAUGGUAGAGCAUGCUUGACUUAUUAUGCUGAUUUGAUCAAUAAAGUAAGGAAUAAGCUUCAGGGAUGGAAAGGCAAACUGUUAUCAUUUGGUGGGAGGGCCAUUUUGUUGGCUCAUGUUUUGCAAGCAAUGCCAAUUCAUCUGCUAUCUGCUAUGGAUGCACCAUCCUUUGUGAUUAAUAAGCUUAACAAGAUCUUUGCUCAGUUCUAUUGGAGCAAUUCUGUGGGAGAAUCUAACAGACAUUGGGCUAAAUGGAGUGAGGUUUGCAUGCCUAAGGAAGAAGGUGGACUUGGGUUUAGAAGACUGGAGGAUAUGUCUAUGGCAUUAUUUUCCAAAUUAUGGUGGAACUUCAGAACCAGGCCUUCAUUAUGGAGUUCAUUUAUGAGUAACAAGUAUUUAAAAAAGCAUAAUCCAAUUCUGGUUCCUUGGACUGAAGGUUCUCAUGUUUGGAGAAAAAUGCUGAGAGCAAGGGAUGCAAUUGAUCAUCUCAUCUGGUGGCAAAUCAGAAUGGGCUCCUCUUUAUUUUGGUUUGAUAAUUGGUCUGGUUUGGGACCACUCUAUUUCAUUACUCCCCCUGAAUUUUACUGUGAUGAGAACAUUAGUAAUGUUACUGAUGUGGUUACAGAAGGCAGGUGGAAUGAGAACAUCUUGAGGAACUGCUUACCUGAGGACAUUGCUGAACACAUAAUGCAUGAAGUACACCCUCCUGGUAACUGUGAUGAUCUGGACAAACCAUGGUGGACACUAGAACCUAGGGGUGAAUUUUCUGUUAAAUCAGCUUGGGAGUACCUAAGGUCUAGAGGCCAGCCUAAGGAGGCAUACAAGAGGAUUUGGGUGAAAGGUUUGCCUUUCAAAAUAGCAUUCUUGAUGUGGAGGGUGUGGCAUUUCAAAAUACCUCUGGAUGAUGUGAUUAGAAGCUGGGGAUAUCAUAUGCCAUCUAAGUGUUUUUGCUGUGCUGAACCUACAGAAGAAUCAGUACCACAUAUUUUUUUGAAAUGCCAAACUGCACAAAAGGUGUGGUCCUAUUUUUCUGCUGCUGCUGGUAUCAACAUUGCAGGCUUGAACUUGCAUCAUGUGAUCAUAAAAUGGUGGACUACUGAUACACUAGCCAGAUUGAAGCCUAUUUUUUAUGCUAUUCCAUCUAUAAUUAUGUGGGAGUUAUGGAAGAAAAGAAAUGGGGACAAGCAUGGGAAUAAGGUCUCUCUUAGCAGAGUCAUAUAUCAAGCUUCAAGCAAUAUCCAAAUGCUGGUUAAAGUAAGAAAACCAGGCAUCACAACUGUUCCUCACAGAUGGUUGGAAACUUUGAAGAUUCUGGAGAAUUUUGUGCCAAAGCUUAAAGUUACAAAAGUCAUGUGGACUGUGCCUGCUGCAGGAAUUUGGAAGUGCAAUACAGAUGGGGCCACUAGAGGGAACCCAGGCAGGAGUGCCUAUGCAUUUUGUGUGAGAAAUUCACAUGGUGACUUGGUUCAUGCAAGGGCCAAAGAAAUGGAGGAAACCACAAACACUGUGUCUGAGGCAAUGGCUUUGCUUUGUGCUGCAAGAUAUUGUUUGGCAAACCAUGUGUACUCCUUCAUUCUUGAAACAGAUUCACUACUGAUGAAAAACAUCCUAGAAAGACAAUGGAAACCUCCAUGGAAUAUUAUUCAUGCAGUAGAAGAGAUCUGGGACAUAAUGGACAAUGCAGAUGUUCAAGUGCUGCACAUAAUGAGGGAAGGAAAUCAAUUAGCAGACCAUCUAGCCAACUAUGCACUGGAUCAUGGUGAAGUAAAUGUAGUCUCUUUUGCAGAACUUGAUUCAACAGCAAGGAGGAUACUCAAUAGUACACAAGUUGCAGGAAACCUGAUACUUUACAAGUUUUCUGGAAAUUUAACUCUUAUUAGUAUCAUUGAUCCUUUUAAAGGAAAUGAUAUAAUACAAUUGGAGUGGAAUUUUCAGUCAUUCCAAGUUAUUCAAAUGCUUGGCACCAAUGAUCCUAUUCACAUAGGAGAUGACAUGGUCAUUUUGGCACAUACACACGAACAUUUACACAUGCAACGAAUCGAUGAGGAAAUGAGGUGGUUUAAUGUUGAGCAAAAUGAAACAAAGGCUGAAGGGCUAUUGCCUUUACAACGAAUCGAUAAAAAUUGUUGGGGCAAAAGUUUGCCGUCUGCCGUUUCCGGCAGAGAAAAUGCAAAGUUCCAGCAGUUUGCCGUUUGCCGUUCCGGCGAUCGAAAAAGCAAAGUUCUUUGUUGUUUGCCGUUCCGGACGAGAAAAAAGGAAAGUUUCUUUGUUUCCGGCGUUAGAAAAGCAAUAAGCACUUGUGCUCAACUGCGGAGAGGAGAUGACGAUAUAUUGGGACUUUUGAUUGCAUUAAAGCGGAAUAGGGGCUUUACGAGAAACAAGGCCGGGUUGCAGAAGUCUUCAACCAUCAGAGGAACAGCAUCAGUGCAUACUAGAUGGGAUUAG